Molecule: messenger RNA, 1293 nt
Organism: Suillus clintonianus
Lineage: Eukaryota; Fungi; Basidiomycota; Agaricomycetes; Boletales; Suillaceae
Exons: 1
Source: RefSeq, a predicted model, not a curated record
CCAAAACUAAUUGACCGAACCGUCCUUCGCGUGCUUCACGAUCUCCACGAACCCGAUCAUCACGAUGUAUAUCCCUCGACGGUCUCACGACCCCAUCUUAAAUGGCCGCCAAUUGUCACCAGAAUUCCCGAGUCCAAAGAUGUGUCGGAACGUGCAGGCGUCCAUGCCCAUUCACUGACAGCUCCAGCUGCCGACGCAAUCCAAUUCGAUGAAUCAGUUUGCGGUUCCUACCCCUGUCGCUUUCUUCUUCCCCUUCGUAUUGCUGAACAAGAACCGAAAGCCCAUCUGCAUCUUCAGCAACUAGCUAUUCUCGCAAGUAACUUGAAACGCACUCUCGUUCUUCCGAAUGUAGCAAAUAAUCGCAUAGGGGCUUGCUCAAAAUGGCCGCUCGAUUCAUAUUACGACGUGGACCUGCUUAGAAGCUCCCUCCCCGCUAUCAGCACCUUGCCUUUCACUGUAUUUGACAAUUGGAGCGAAACGCGACCCAUCUUACCUACAAGCAAAGUCAUCUCUUUCAGCGCUAGCAAGAGUGGCGAACGAGAUUCGCUACCUGAUCCACUCGCUGACGAUGAUUUCAGCGUCAAUUAUGAUCUCGCAGACCACAAGGUCGCUUCCUGCAUACACUCCAAGUUUCCUAGACUCCACCAAAGCCCGUCUAUAAUUUCCUUCACCUUCUAUCGCAGCCACCCAAAUAGGCCAUCGACAAGCCAGCGUAUCAUACAGAUUCUCUCAGAGGCUGCAGACUCCGUGGAAUAUUUCUCAGACGAGCUUGCCGCGCUCCGAAAUUCUGACGUGAUAGCCAUCGAGUGGGACCUGCGCCACCCAAUCUUCCCUGAGCCCAACAUAGACCUGCAGUACUCUCAUGCACUGGUUGAGCUCGCAGAGAGAUUAGCAAGCUUCACGGGACCUUUUAUCGCAGUGCAUUGGAGACUAGAACACGUCCCGGUGGAAAACCUUGCGUGGUGUGCGGCGUCACUCGUCUCUACUCUUCGUUCAGUGCUCGGCGACGAUGCCUCAGGGCCUCAACUGGUUUGGUUCGCGACAGACUAUCACCACCUUUUAGAAGGCUCAGAACAGCCAAGCGGUGCGAAAACUAAAAGCGCGAGGCCUGGGACUUUCCGGACUGUUACGCCCGAGCACAAGGAGGCCAUGGACAUCAUUCAGGACGCGUUCCAGAUAGGCGGUGAUCUAGAGGGAUAUGGAAUGAUUGACCUACUAUCGCAGAUAAAAAGAUUGAGAAUGCUCGAGGGGAAUGUUCAGUUUGAAGAUGAGGUCCUGGAAGACUCAGGAGUU